Molecule: messenger RNA, 1959 nt
Organism: Sordaria macrospora k-hell
Lineage: Eukaryota; Fungi; Ascomycota; Sordariomycetes; Sordariales; Sordariaceae
Source: RefSeq, a predicted model, not a curated record
AUGAGACUCCCACCGCCCUCCACGCCCACCCAACUUCUACGUCUUCGAUUGACGAGAUCCGCUCUUUCCAGACCCAACACUGUAUUACCCCUUGCUACGUGUCCUUCGAGUCGACCUGUUAGCACCAAAGCUACUAGGGCAGCGGCGAUCACUCCAGGUCCUCGGAUCCAAUCCCUCCUUUCCCCCUCUUCCACCGCUACCACCACCACCACCACCACCACCACCAUAACCGCCGCCUUCUUCAGUCGCAACAACCUCUCAACUUGUACUACCAUCCCUACAACUACACCCAUUGUUCUUCGUGCUUCAGUAACCGGUCUCGGUCUCCUCUUUGUCCUCGGUUUAGGUCUCGGCUACGGUAUCACCGGUUUCCUCGGUCAGAAUUCCACCGAACAACAGGAACUUUCCACAAUUAUCGAAAAGAACAUCCAAGAUCUCCUCGACGAAACUACCACAGAAAUGUCUGGAGAAAUCGCCCCCGGCCGCCCCGGCAACCUCACCCCCGAGCAAGAGGAAAAGCUCAAGCAGCUAUGGAAGCUGAUCUUCCAAGUCUGCGGCGUCUCCUCCGACCCCAAUGCUUCUGCCCCCGAGGCCGCCCCCGCUGCUCACGUUGCUGCUUCCUCCUCGGACGCCGCGAGCAUCAAGGGCGAGAAGAAGAAGAGCAAGCUUAACAUGUUCUCGCGCAAGCACAAGAAGGACUCGGACGAAACCAACGCCUCCUCCGAAACCGCCUCCACAGCCUCGGGCUCCGUGCCCGCCUCGCCCGCCAUCGUCCUGAACUCCAGCACCACCUCGGGCGACGACGACAAGUACAACCAACUGUCCAAGUUCCACGAGACGCUGGCGAACCAAUCGCCCGCCAACAUCCGCGAAACGAUCUGGUCCAUGGUCAAGCACGACCACCCGGACGCCUUGGUGCUGCGCUUCCUGCGCGCGCGCAAGUGGGACGUGGAGAAGGCACUGGUCAUGCUCAUCUCGACCAUGAACUGGCGACACAACGAGAUGCGCGUGGACGCGGACAUUAUGCGCACGGGCGAGGGCGGGGCGGUGGCGGACGAGAAGAUGGAUGCGAAGACAUCGGAAGAAAUUGCCAAGAAGAAGCUGGCGAUUGAUUUCUUGACCCAGACGAGGAUGGGCAAGAGUUAUGUCCAUGGCGUGGAUAAGCAGGGGAGGCCGAUCUGCUAUGUCAGGGUCAGGCUGCAUAGGCAGGGUGAGCAGAGCGAGGAGAGUCUGGAGAGGUAUACGGUUUAUUUGAUUGAGACUUGUCGCAUGUUGUUGCAGGGGGGUGUUGAUACUGCUACCAUCGUCUUCGACAUGACCGGCUUCUCCAUGGCCAAUAUGGACUACACACCGGUCAAGUUCAUGGUCAAGUGUUUCGAGGCCAACUACCCCGAAUGCUUGGGUGCCGUGUUGGUGCACAAGGCACCAUGGAUUUUCCAGGGCAUCUGGCGCGUCAUCCGCGGCUGGCUCGACCCCGUCGUCGCCAACAAGGUGCACUUCACCAACAACAUCUCGGAAAUGUCCGAGUUCAUCUCGCCCGACAAGGUGCCCAAAGACCUCGAUGGCCAGGAGGACUGGGAUUACAAGUACGUCGAGCCCGUCCCGGGCGAGAACGACAAGAUGAAGGACACGGAAACCCUCAACAGGCUGCAGGCCGCGCGCGCCGAGCUCGUCAAGGAGUACGAGGAGGCUACGCUGCGGUGGAUACAGGCUGGUAAUGGCAAUAGCAGCCCUGAACUUAAAAAGAAGAGGGACGAGAUUGCCGAGAAGCUGAGGGUGGAUUAUUGGCAGCUGGACCCCUACAUCAGGGCUAGGAGCUUUUAUGAUCGCAUUGGCGUGCUGUUGCCGGGUGGAAAGCUGGAUCCGUAUCUUCAGAGCAAGAAGGAUGGUGUCAGCGGGAUAACGGAGAGUGUGGCCAAGGUGGGGGUGAACGACACGCAGGCUGAUGAUGUUGAUUAA